Molecule: messenger RNA, 1158 nt
Organism: Talaromyces proteolyticus
Lineage: Eukaryota; Fungi; Ascomycota; Eurotiomycetes; Eurotiales; Trichocomaceae
Product: cytochrome P450
Exons: 7
Coding region: 64-852 (262 amino acids)
Molecular function (GO): oxidoreductase activity, acting on paired donors, with incorporation or reduction of molecular oxygen; monooxygenase activity; iron ion binding
Source: RefSeq, a predicted model, not a curated record
GCAUAAUUCUCCUAUGCCUCUCCUAGACAAUUGAAUAUCUCACAAUCCACUCGAACGUGUGUGAUGAUUCUGGAUACGUGCCGUCGGUUUCCAUGGGCCUUCGGAAUCAUGAAAUCUCUUCCUUUAGCUAUAUUAGACAAAGUCGCUUCAGAGGCGUCCUUACUUUUACAAUGGCAAAGAAUGUUUCGUCUGCAAGUCGAUACAAUUAUUGCAAGCAACCGCGGUGGCCAGAAGGUGAGUGGCACAAUUUUCCAGGCCCUCUUGGAUAGGGAAUUGCCUCCAGAAGAGAAAAGCGCGGAUCGUCUUCAGGAUGAAGCACAAACGUUGGUUGGUGCGGGAAGCGAAACAACUGCAAAGUUAUCACUUGUUGUGCUCGAGCCGUCCGACCCAGCAAAGGUCCUUUUGUCUCAACUCGAGCAACUCCCUUACUUAAAUACUGUAAUAAAUGAAGGGCUCCGUCUCAUGCAUGGGGUCACAUCCCGAUUGGCUCGGGAUUGGGAGAUUCCACCAUCUACACUAAUCAGCCAAUGUAAUUAUUUUGUUCAUAUGGAUCCGACUAUUUUUCCCGAUCCAUUCGAAUUCAACCCAGAUCGCUGGAUCGAAGCCAAUAAGAAAGAUAUCCGCCUAGCUCGCUACAUGGUUCCUUUUACCAGGGGUGGUCGCCAGUGCGUAGGUAUAAAUCUCGCGUAUGCAGAAAUAUUCUUCACUCUUUUUGUUGUCAUGCGUCGCUUUGAAUUUGAAAUCUACGAAACCACUGUUGAGGACGUGCGAACUGCUAGGGACUACUUCGUAGGUGUCCCCGAACCGGGCUCGAAAGGAGUCAGGGUUCUUGUAACAAAGGCUAACCGUUGAUUGCACCUUGUUGUUCCUUAUAUGCUCAAUAGACACUUUCAUCUAUUCAUUUUGCAUCAGACUAACAACAACAACAACAAAAACCACUUUUUAAAAUAAACAUGAGUUUCUAAGAGUAGUAUUACAUACUCUAUAUCCACAAAGGGCUGGAUUGGAAUUAAUUGCCUUUUAAGAAGCCAAUGGAAUAAAUAUCAAUCUGGUUGUGCCACGUUGUAUGUAUGUAAUUAUGCGUAAUUAUACCGUUUCAUACAAUGCCGCCGAUGACGCAGGUCCUCACCAAGUACUAAAUAGCACAGCUUUUGCCGC